Messenger RNA from Pimephales promelas (fathead minnow), 1527 nucleotides. RefSeq names its product follistatin like 1a (gene fstl1a). Gene Ontology annotation, cellular component: extracellular region. Gene Ontology annotation, biological process: cell differentiation; multicellular organism development; regulation of BMP signaling pathway. Gene Ontology annotation, molecular function: calcium ion binding; protein binding. The record is from RefSeq and is a predicted model, not a curated record. Lineage: Eukaryota; Metazoa; Chordata; Actinopteri; Cypriniformes; Leuciscidae.
AUCACUGGAUCUCUCCAGAAGUCUGUAAUGUUGUCCUUCAGUUCUUACUCUGCCUGCGCAGCAGCUCCUCUCAUCUCCCGAUAAUGAUUAUUAGGACACUUUCUCCAUUCAUUGUCCUCUUUGUUGUCUGCUGUUACGCAGAGGAGGUGAGGAGUAAAAGUAAAGUUUGUGCGAAUGUGUUCUGUGGAGCUGGAAGAGAAUGCGCUGUCACCGAGAAAGGAGAACCAACAUGUCUGUGUGUCGAGCAAUGUAAACCCCAUAAGCGUCCAGUCUGCGGAAGUAAUGGGAAGACAUACCAUAAUCACUGUGACCUGCAUCGUGAUGCCUGUCUCACUGGACUCAAAGUUCAGGUGGCCCAUGAUGGACAUUGUGAAGAGAAAAAAAUGGAAAAGAUCACCAACAGCCCAAUUGUUUGUUACCUUACGGACCGCAAUGAGUUGAGGAGUCAUGUGAUUGAAUGGUUGCAGUCUGAGGUGUCGCCUGACGGCUGGUUUUCUAAAGGAUCCAACUUCUCAGAUGUCCUGCUCAAAUACUUCCAGAAGUAUGAUAAUGGAGACACUCAGUUGGAUUCAACAGAGUUCCUGAAGUUCAUUCAGCAUAAUGAGACCGCAAUAAAUGUCACCUCUCCUUAUGCUGAGGAGGAGAACAACCGCCUGCUCAGGAGUCUUUGUGUUGAUGCCCUCAUUGAGCUGUCUGAUGAGAAUGCUGACUGGAAACUGAGCUUUGAUGAGUUCCUCAACUGCCUCAGGCCUGGAUUCAACCCUCCAGAGAGGAAGUGCGCCUUAGAAGAUGAGACGUACGAGGAUGGUGCCGAGACUCAGGUGGAAUGUAACCGCUGUGUUUGUGCCUGCGGGAACUGGGUUUGCACUGCUGUUAUUUGUGAUGGUACAAAUAAGUUACAUGAUCUUGAGGAAAUGCAGGGAAAUGAUCAGGAAAUGACAGAAGAGGAGUGGAUUCAGACAGUGGACAAACUUAAUAAACAUCAGGAAACUGCCGAGAAGAUGAAAGUGGCAACUAAUAAGGUUUGAGGAGUAGUCGAAGAGGAAUAAUGAACAUUUGUCAAGAUUUCAGCUUCAAUCAACCUGUGUUUGAAAGAAAAGAGAAAGUUUAAUAUUUUUUCAUAGUUUUCAUAGCUGUGUUCUGUUAUAUUAUUUGUUAUAGUUUUUAUGGGGGGUUAAAAAAACCUUUUUGUAACCUUUCACUAUACUUUUAAUGUUUCUAGGCAGGGGUUCAUAUUUCACAUUAAAGUUAACAGAAAAUAUGAAAUUAUGUUUUGUAUAAAGACCAGGAUCAACAAGAUUUUUGAAUGUAUGAUGAGUAAAAUUAUACCCCUCCAAUUCUGAUUAUUGUAAUAUUACAAAUAUCUCAUGUACAGUGUAGAAUUGCGUUUUAAAUAGGCCUAGUAUGUUUUGGACAUUGUCAGCAUGAAUUCCUUUUAUAUUGUGAUUGAGUCGUUCACUUUUGAAAAAACUUUUGCUGAUAAUUUACUCACCCCCAUGACAUCCAAGAUGGCCAUGUCUUUCUGUC